This is a messenger RNA of Colletotrichum spaethianum, 945 nucleotides long. Its product is annotated as aldehyde reductase 2. The transcript has 3 exons. Gene Ontology annotation, molecular function: oxidoreductase activity, acting on the CH-OH group of donors, NAD or NADP as acceptor. Bases 1 to 945 code for a protein of 314 amino acids. Lineage: Eukaryota; Fungi; Ascomycota; Sordariomycetes; Glomerellales; Glomerellaceae. The record is from RefSeq and is a predicted model, not a curated record.
AUGGCAAACAUUGAAAACCCAGCGAUCCCGAAGGGUUCUACCGUCCUAGUUACAGGUGCCAAUGGCUUCAUCGCAUCUCAUGUAGCCGAUCAGUUCGUCAAGCAUGGUUACAAAGUUCGCGGAACGGUCCGCGACACCCAGAAGAAUGCUUGGCUUGGUGCCUACUUUGACAAAGCCUACGGCAAGGGUCACUUUGAUCUGUUUUCCGUGCCGGAUAUGACAGUUGAAAACGCCUACGAUGAGGCGAUCAAAGGAGUCUCUGCUUUCAUCCACGUAGCUUCUGUGGUCAACUUCAACCCUGACCCAAACGAGGUCAUUCCGACUGCUGUUGAGAGUGCUGCGAUUGCCAUCAAGGCAGCAUAUAGAGAGCCUAGCGUCAAGCGCUUUGUCCUGACGUCUUCUUCAUCGGUGACUUUGACAGCGAACCCAGAGACUUUUAUGAAAGAGAAGGGCGCAGUCGUCACAGAGGACUCGUGGAGCCCUGAUGCGAAAGAGUUGGCCUGGACACCCGGCCCGUGGGGUCCUGAGCAUGGCGGUCCUGUGUACAUCGCCAGCAAGGUCGAGCAAGAGCAGACCGUCUGGAAGUAUCACAAGGAAAACCAGGCAAGGCGUCCCGACCUUGUGGUAAACGCCGAGUAUGCCAUUGAUGUCCAGGAUGACGGCCUUUUGCAUGUCGCCGCGGCCAUUUUGCCCGACGUUAAGGGUGAGCGCAUCUUUGGGUUUGGCAAUCCGUUCUGCUGGGAUGAUAUCCUAGAGAUUCUGCGCAAGCAAUUUCCUAACAGGAAGUUUCACGAUAAAUUCGCCGGCGAACCUUACCCGGCUGUCAUCAAGCCCAGGGACCGUGCUGAACAGCUGUUGAAAAGGCUUGGAAGGCCUGGCUGGACCUCAUUGGAAGACAGCUUGCGGAUGAACACCGAGGACCUUCGAGCCGCGGAUGCCGCCUGA